AUGGGUAUUAGCCGUGACCAUUGGCAUAAACGACGAAAGACCGGUGGUAAACGUCCACAACCACAUAAAAAACGAAAAUUCGAAUUAGGUCGACCAGCGGCUCUUACCAAAUUAGGUGCAAAACGUAUUCACACUGUUCGAACACGCGGUGAAGGUAUUGCCAAGAAAACUCGUGUCAUCGAUGUUAUGUAUCAUCCAUCGAAUAACGAAUUAGUACGUACGAAAACUUUAACAAAAUCAACCAUCGUACAAAUCGAUGCUGUGCCAUUCCGACAAUGGUAUGAAUCACACUAUGGCCUUCCACUCGGUCGUAAGAAAGGUGUGAAAUUAACCGAAGCUGAAGAAGCUGUUCUCAACCGUAAACGCUCUGCAAAAUCGCAAAAGAAACUCGCUGUUAAACAACGUCGUGCUAAAGUUGAACAAGGACUUGAAGAACAAUUUCAAGCCGGACGUGUUCUCGCUUGUGUUGCUUCUCGACCAGGUCAAUGUGGUCGAUGCGAUGGCUAUGUUCUCGAAGGCAAAGAACUCGAUUUCUACAUGAAAAAAAUCAAACAAAAGAAAUCGAAAUAA
Molecule: messenger RNA, 570 nt
Organism: Adineta ricciae
Lineage: Eukaryota; Metazoa; Rotifera; Eurotatoria; Adinetida; Adinetidae
Source: the annotation of a GenBank genome assembly